Hordeum vulgare subsp. vulgare (domesticated barley) is the source of this 759-nucleotide messenger RNA. RefSeq names its product NADPH-dependent aldehyde reductase-like protein, chloroplastic. NCBI's taxonomy places the organism in Eukaryota, Viridiplantae, Streptophyta, Magnoliopsida, Poales, Poaceae. The coding region runs from base 1 to 759 and encodes 252 amino acids. The record is from RefSeq and is a predicted model, not a curated record. Gene Ontology annotation, molecular function: oxidoreductase activity. The transcript has 2 exons.
AUGCCGCCUUCCUUCUCAUAUCUUUCCUCCCGCGCGGCAGAGUCGGCUUUCGGCGGCGCAGCGCACAUCCUCGUGGCCUGCGCGGGCAUGGGCAUCGGGACCUACCCGUCCCUCGCCAACACCGCCACCGCGGACUUCGACAGCGUCUUCGCCGUCAACACCCGGGGCGCGUUUCUGUGCCUCCGCGAGGCGGCGAACCGGCUGCGGCGCGGCGGCGGGGGCCGGAUCGUGGCCGUGUCCUCGACGCUGGCGGCGACGCUGCUCCCUGGCUACGCGGCGUCCAAGGCGGCUGUGGAAGCCGUGGUGAGGGUGGCCGCCAAGGAGCUCGGAUCGGCGCGGGUGACGGUGAACUGCGUCGCGCCGGGGCCCGUGGCGACAGAGCUCUUCUUCGAGGGGAAGAGCGAUGAGGCGGUGGAGAGGUUCAGGGCCGGGCACCCGAUGGGGCGGCUUGGCGAGGUCGGCGACAUCGCGCCUGCGGUCGGGUUCCUCUGCACCGACGCGGCCGAAUGGGUCAACGGUCAGGUUAUUCGGAUUAACGGGUUUCUCUGCCUGCAGUUCCUGAAGGUCAGUGCUUUCUACGGGGUCUACCUGAGCAUGAUAGUGUAUCUUCAGGAUGUUCUCCAUGAAGACAGCGCUUUCAAUGUGGCGGCCGUCAGUUCCUGGGCUGGGGUGAGCUACCUCAUGCCCCUGCUCGGCGCCACUCUGGGGAAAAUACAAGACCGUUUUGAUCGGCGUCUCCGUUUCCGUCAUCGUAAGUGA